UCUAAGCCCACAGCCCCAACACGAGGCACGGCCUACUGCCCUCGGUCAUCCGGAGCCUUGUAGGCGUUGUAGCCACUUUGUAGCCAAGCCUUGGUUUGGAUAUACUUGCGGUGUACUUCAUUUGCAGUGCCUGGUCUAUCAGUGUAUCACUAGAACUGCAAAAAUGGCGGCAUGGUCUCUGCGUCUGCCAUUGACAACUCCGUGGAGAACUGGUAAUAAUUAUGGCAGACUCAAACCCUUUUCAUAUCCAUGGAAUAUUUCUAUCUAUAAGCAUAAAACCCAAUUGAAUAUAAAGCUACUUGCCCAUUACUCCACUACUUCAUCAUCACCUUCAAUUUCUGAUUCUACUCAAACUCAUGAACCCCAAAUUCAACCCCAGAUUCAUGAAUCAGUCGCUUCUCCUUCGAAAUGGGAAUCUUUCCGAAAGAAGAAAGUUGUCAUGCGCGUUGGUUAUGUUGGUUCCAACUACAAAGGCUUGCAGAAACAACAAGAGGAUAACAUUCCCACCAUUGAAGAAGCUUUGGAGAAUGCCCUUUACCAAGCCGGUGCCAUCAACGACACCAAUUUUGGUAACUUGAACAAAAUUGCCUGGGCAAGAAGUAGCCGAACCGAUAAAGGAGUUCAUUCACUUGCCACGAUGAUAUCUUUGAAAAUGGAAAUUCCUGAUUAUGCGUGGAUGAAUGACCCUAAUGGUCUCGUUCUUGCAGACCACGUUAACCAGCAUCUCCCUAAUGAUAUAAGAGUGUUUAGUAUUUUACCUUCUCAAAGGAGUUUUGAUCCUCGACGGGAAUGUCAUGUCCGGAAUUAUGCAUACCUUCUUCCGGCUGAAGUUAUUGGAAUAACAAGUCACUCCUCCACUGCUGAAAUUGAUUAUCAUAUAAAAGACUUCAAUGAGAUUCUAAAUAAUUUCGAGGGAGAAUAUCCUUAUCAUAAUUAUACAGCCAGAUCAAAAUAUCGAAGAAGGCCGCUAAAAGGACGUGCAAAUAGAAGACACAAAAAAUCUAAUAAGCUGCCACUUGCAGAGGUAGAGGAAAAUAAUGACGAUUUUCAGUCCUCGGUUGAUGAUGCAGAUGCAUUAUGUGAUGAAGAACUGAUCACUGAUUUGCCAGACGACAGUGAUCUUGAUGAGGUGUUUGAUUCUGAAGAUAGCCAUGGUGAUGAGUCAGAAAAGAAAAAUUCUUCUGUUAUUAAAGCUAGAUGGCUUCACGAGCGUGAUGAUGCGGACAAGCUCAGUGCUGCUCACUGGAGAAAGAUAUUUCAGUGUUCUUGUGGCAAGUUGGAUCAGUCACUUGAAAUGGGUUUUGUGGAGCUCUCGAUAUGUGGAGAGUCUUUCAUGUUGCAUCAAAUCCGCAAAAUGGUUGGCACCGCUAUAGCUGUUAAACGUGGAUUGUUUCCCAGAGAUAUUCUAAUGUUGUCACUCAACAAAUUCUCGAGAAUUGUCCUACCUAUUGCUCCAUCAGAAGGUUUAUUUUUAAGAGGAAAUGACUUUAGAUUGAGGAAACUUCCUGGAAAUAAAAAAAGGCCAGAGAUGCAGACCUUAGCUGAUUCUGAAGAAAUUAAAAAGGAAGUAGAUAAGUUCUAUGUAACUGUACUGGUACCUCAGGUUUCUAAGUUUUUGGACCCUCAUAAGUCUCCCUGGAAGGAAUGGAUUGAGAUUCUGGAUGCUAAUGCGAGCAUACUAGAAUCGGAGUUGGAUGAAGUCAGAAAUGCCUGGAAUGCGUGGAAUGAAGAAUUUCCAAAUAGGAUUAUUUCUAGAAGGAAACCUGGAGCAUUAGAUGAAUGAUAUGAGAUGAAUAUAUAACAAUUCAAAAUUUGACAAGUGAUGGUGCUAGCCUAUCUGGAGCAUUGUUAAGCAUAAGCAUCUUCCUGCAACCUGCAGGUGAAUUCACUGAUUUUCGUUCUCUUUCCUAGUAUGUCUGUUGCUUAGCAUUAAACAUUUUCUUCUGCUACUGGGUUAUGCAAAAUGGUACAUGGCUUAUAAUCAAUUUGUUGUAACUGAAGAUUGAGCUUUUUUUUUUCCCCUCUUGUCUAUAUUAAUUUUGAUGAAUUUUUUAUUAUCACCGUAAAUAUAACUUGUCAGCUCAGUGUUCUCUUGCAUUCAUUUAAACACCAUUUCGAACAUAAUGGAGUCUCUACUUGGUAUUGGUCUUA
Messenger RNA from Spinacia oleracea (spinach), 2151 nucleotides. Its product is annotated as putative tRNA pseudouridine synthase. The coding region runs from base 164 to 1783 and encodes 539 amino acids. Gene Ontology annotation, molecular function: pseudouridine synthase activity; RNA binding. Gene Ontology annotation, biological process: tRNA pseudouridine synthesis; mRNA pseudouridine synthesis. The transcript is spliced from 8 exons. NCBI's taxonomy places the organism in Eukaryota, Viridiplantae, Streptophyta, Magnoliopsida, Caryophyllales, Amaranthaceae. Gene Ontology annotation, cellular component: nucleus. The record is from RefSeq and is a predicted model, not a curated record.